This is a messenger RNA of Drosophila guanche, 1765 nucleotides long. It is a transcript of the gene SerRS, whose product is annotated as serine--tRNA ligase, cytoplasmic. NCBI's taxonomy places the organism in Eukaryota, Metazoa, Arthropoda, Insecta, Diptera, Drosophilidae. Gene Ontology annotation, molecular function: ATP binding; serine-tRNA ligase activity; tRNA binding. Gene Ontology annotation, biological process: seryl-tRNA aminoacylation. The record is from RefSeq and is a predicted model, not a curated record. Gene Ontology annotation, cellular component: cytosol. The coding region runs from base 95 to 1600 and encodes 501 amino acids. The transcript has a single exon.
ACACUGCACAGCUGACUCAAAAACGCAGCCACGUUGUGAAAACGCCGACAAAAAUCUGACCGAAUCGAAAACUUAAUUAAAGCAUAGCAAAGACAUGGUGCUGGAUUUGGAUCUGUUUCGCAGCGACAAGGGCGGCAAUCCCGAUGCCGUGCGAGACAACCAGAAGCGGCGCUUCAAAGAUGUCGCCCUGGUGGAGACUGUAAUUGCAAAGGACAGCGAGUGGCGUCAGUGCCGUCAUCGGGCUGACAAUCUGAACAAGGUGAAGAAUGUCUGCAGCAAGGUGAUUGGCGAGAAGAUGAAGAAGAAGGAGCCAGUGGGUGCCAUGAGCGAGGAGCUGCCUGAGGCUGUCACCGCAGGCCUAGCCGACAUUGUGGCCGAAACGCUGCAGCCGCUGACGGUGAAUCAGAUCAAGCAGCUGCGCGUGCUCAUCGACAAUGCCAUGACGGAGAACCAAAAGUCACUGGAGCUGGCGGAGCAGACCAGAAACACAUCGCUGCGGGAGGUCGGCAAUCAUCUGCACGAUUCGGUGCCAGUGUCCAACGAUGAGGAGGAGAAUCGCGUCGAGCGGACCUUUGGCGAUUGCGAGAAGCGUGGCAAGUACUCGCAUGUGGAUCUGAUUGUGAUGAUUGAUGGCAUGAACGCAGAGAAGGGAUGUGUAGUGUCGGGGGGACGUGGCUAUUUCCUCACCGGCGCCGCAGUCUUCCUGGAGCAGGCACUCAUUCAGCACGCCCUGCACUCGCUGUACGCCAAGGACUAUGUGCCCCUGUACACGCCCUUCUUCAUGCGCAAGGAGGUGAUGCAGGAGGUGGCGCAGCUGUCCCAGUUCGACGAGGAGCUCUACAAGGUGGUGGGCAAGGGCAGCGAAAAGGCCGAGGAGGCUGGCACCGAUGAAAAGUAUCUGAUUGCCACCUCGGAGCAGCCCAUUGCCGCCUACCACCGCGACGAGUGGCUGCCCGAGGCAUCGCUGCCCAUCAAGUAUGCCGGCCUAUCCACAUGCUUCCGUCAGGAGGUGGGAUCCCAUGGACGCGACACACGCGGCAUCUUCCGCGUGCAUCAGUUCGAGAAGGUCGAGCAGUUUGUGCUCACCUCCCCGCACGACAACAAAUCCUGGGAGAUGAUGGACGAGAUGAUUGGCAAUGCCGAGCAAUUCUGUCAGUCUCUGGGCAUUCCCUACCGUGUUGUGAACAUUGUGUCGGGUGCUCUCAACCAUGCCGCUGCCAAGAAGUUGGAUCUGGAGGCCUGGUUUGGCGGCAGCGGUGCCUACAGAGAGCUUGUCUCCUGCUCAAACUGCCUGGACUACCAGGCACGUCGUCUGCUGGUGCGCUUUGGUCAAACGAAGAAGAUGAACGCCGCCGUUGACUACGUGCACAUGUUGAAUGCUACGAUGUGCGCGGCCACGCGUGUCAUUUGCGCCAUCCUGGAAACGCAUCAGACAGAGACGGGCAUCAAGGUGCCGGAACCACUCAAGAAAUACAUGCCGGCCAAGUUCCAGGAUGAGAUUCCAUUCGUGAAGCCAGCACCCAUUGAUUUGGAGCUGGCUGCGGCUGAGAAGCAAAAGGGCAAGAAGGACAAGAGCAAGAAGGAUCCAGCUGCGGCUUAACCCUGUCCCUACCCCUUAUGAUUAUUAACUGCUAAAAAUUAAGCUUGCAAAGUCCUCAAACAUCAUUUGUUAUUCAGCGACCUUAGCUAUCCACUAUUUAUGGCAUUUAUGUGAACACUUUUUAUUAUAAAAUUAAACUGGAACAAGCUGAGCUUCGAAUGCAAA